Molecule: messenger RNA, 1109 nt
Organism: Linum trigynum
Lineage: Eukaryota; Viridiplantae; Streptophyta; Magnoliopsida; Malpighiales; Linaceae
Source: the annotation of a GenBank genome assembly
UCACACUUGAGUGUAAGCUUUCAUCAAAGUAUAAUACAUCAAAAUUCUUAAGAUAGAAGCAACGCCUGAGAUGAUGUCAUGUCCAUAUAGACAGGCCACCACAACCGCACCCCUUGCAGAAAUCAAUUACCAUAGAUAGUAGGCUCCAAUAAAGCUUGCAGACCUCCUAGUUCAAUUUCCCUUCACAUCGCUAAUGAAAUAUAACACUUCUCCUUUAAGAACAAAACCCAUGUAAAGAGAUGGCAACUUUUUACCUUAAUCUAGCUCUGAAAACAGAAAUGCAUCUGAACCACUGCAUCAGGACCAGUCCGCUGAUAACCCUAUCAUCGAGUAAAUCUCUCCCCUCUGCACAACCCAAUACACCGCCACCCACCAGCUUCUCAAAUCUUCCAUCUCCUGCUCCCACGACCACAAGAUGCCUACCACCAAGUCUCCCUUCCCCGUCACCCGGCAACGUUUAGACGCUCUGAUUGACUAUCAACUCCAUUCCUCCCCGUCACGUCGCUCUCUACCUAGACAUCGACCUGGUCCGAUUCCUUGCUUCCCUUCGCAUGCAUCCUCUGCAAAGGAAAGACCGAAAUUCAAUCCUCCGGCGCUGCAUCAAUUCUCGCUAAUCUCUCCUCCGCCGGCGCUGCCGUCCCCUACAAAUCGUCUGCCUAUAAUCGAUGGAAAUCGUGAGAUAAAUGGAGAUUUGCCAAUCGCCACAGAGCUACCUAAACCCAAAUUUGAGGGUCCAAAUCGGCGUGGCACAUGGAGCUUAGAGAAGGCAGACAUGAUUUUGGUGGGAGUUAUGGCGAUGGAUGGGGUCAACCAUGUUUUUGUGAAGAAUCGGUACAGCAGAGACUUCUGCUGAGACGUGGCCAGUGUUGAAGCCAAAGGAAUAUUAGUUGUUAUUGAACUCCCAGGGGAACAACUUCGUCAUUGCCAGCUUAAACACAUUAAUUGCAAGGUACCAUUAACGUACGUUUACACAUGGAUUAUGGAUCACUCAUACAGACAUCAUGGAUAAGAUCACUUUUUCCAUCUGUUUAUCCUUUCUUUCCAUGUAUAUAAGCGUACAUCCCUUUGUGAUUUAUUUAUUCAACAUGAAAUACAAUGUGGUGUACAUA